UCAAUUUGUAAUAUAUCAGCCUGGUGGCAAACGUGACUUAUUUAUCUAAAUGUUGUACGCAGUGUCGUAUGUAUCAAUGCCAUUUAUUCUGAAUUUUGUUACUAUCAGGAAUAAACUAUCCAACAACAUCCAAUGAAAUUCUGACAUCACAGAUAAUACAAUCCAACCUUACUCCAGGAAUCUGAAUAUGCAGACACUUGUCCUUUUCAUAUCAAUGAUGAUGACUUUGUCUUAUGGAUAUCAGAUCAUCUCUCAGAAAAAGGAGACCGAGCAGGCUACGAAACUACGCGGCUGCGCAGGAGCUGGAACAUGUUAUCUAUACCAAUCCAGUAAUGCUGUAGAUGGAGAUAUUAACACGUGUACAAGGACAAAAGAAAUAGGGUUUACUUCUCCAGAUAAACGGACAUGGUGGUAUGUUGACCUUCAGAACGUACUCAGAAUCUACAGCAUCAGAAUACAGUUCAAAGACUAUGGAGAACAAUAUGUCAUGAGACAAAGAGGACGUUUUGUUGGUUUUUCGCUCUAUGUGUCGAACACAACUAUAAAGGAGGAUAGGGAUCUCUGUUACAAGAACGGACCGGAGUUACCGACCUUGGAUUUCAACACAACUUGUGUCAAACAUGGACGUUACGUUAUAUUUUACAAUGAACGACUUGACGGAACAACUUAUCCUACCGAAUAUCAAACAGCUUCAGUUCACACAGAAUUAUGUGAAGUAACAGUAACAGGGUGUAAAGAAUCCGGUGUGUAUGGAUAUAACUGUGAUGUACCCUGCCCAAACAACUGUCAGGAAAUGAGAUGUGACAUUGUCAAUGGAACGUGUUUUGGUUGUACUGCAGGAUGGGUGGGAGAAUUUUGUAAUAUAUCAUGUCCAGCUGGAUAUUACGGCCUACAGUGUAGAUCUACGUGUACUGGACACUGCAGAGACAACCUGUCCUGUAACCACACCACUGGACAAUGUUACUAUGGCUGUGGUAAUGGAUGGACAGCAACACAUUGUAACACAGAGUGUUCUGCAGAAUCAUACGGUCCAGAUUGUGUGUAUAACUGUAGUGGGCAGUGCCUGAGUUACCUCCCAUGUAACAGGACAACAGGGAUAUGUGACGAUGGGUGUAAUCCAGGAUAUACCGGAGAACUCUGUGACAAAGGUGAUACAAGACAUGAAGAGAAGGAAAUGCGUGGAUUCGGAAACCCAGGCUUAGAAUUAGAAACUGAGGGGGAAGUGCUAACGACGAAUACUAAAAUAGACAUAUCCGUCGAGGAUUUUGAUAAAGCAAUAGUUGUUUUGUCUGAAAAUCAGAAUGCCAAGUUUAAAGAAGAAUACAUGAAUAUUCCUAGAGGAGAACUACACCCGUGUGAUGAAGGAAAGAAACAGGAAAAUGCCGCCAAAAACCGAUCCACCACGAUUUUACCGUAUGACCAUUCACGUGUUGCUCUGGAAAAAUCAACAAAAGAGUCAGACUACAUUAACGCGAAUUAUAUUAAGGAUGUGCAAGGAAAGAAAUCGUAUAUUGCAGCGCAAGGACCAAAAUCAAAGACAAUUGUUGAUUUCUGGAAAAUGGUCUGGCAGGAAGACAUUAGUGUAAUUGUUUGUCUGACCAAUCUCAAAGAGGGAAAUAAGAACAAAUGUGCCCAAUACUGGCCAAAUUCCAGUGACAAGAUAACGAAAGGCAACAUCAGCAUACGAAACCAGAAAGAAAACGUAUACGCGGACUACGUCAUCAGACACUUCCGCUUGCAAAACUGCGCCGAUAAAGCUGAGCGUGACGUGUGUAUGUUCCACUACACGCAGUGGCCAGACCACGGUGUCCCAGAACCGCUGGCUCUCGUGGUAUUCCAUCGACACGUUCUGAAAACUUCUGUCGAACAUCCAGGGAAGUACACUCUUGUCCACUGCAGGCGCGUAUUACUAUUUAUUCUUUCAUAUUUUUCAAUAGCAACAUAG
Ostrea edulis (European flat oyster) is the source of this 1945-nucleotide messenger RNA. RefSeq lists its product as uncharacterized. Gene Ontology annotation, biological process: protein dephosphorylation. The record is from RefSeq and is a predicted model, not a curated record. Lineage: Eukaryota; Metazoa; Mollusca; Bivalvia; Ostreida; Ostreidae. The coding region runs from base 188 to 1945 and encodes 585 amino acids. Gene Ontology annotation, molecular function: protein tyrosine phosphatase activity. The transcript has 14 exons.